UAAUCAAUGUCUCUCUCCCAUAUCUGAGAAAAUAGAGAGAAAGAAAAGAGUCAUUUUUUAACGUUUCCAUUUCCAAUGUUUUUCGUCGUUUUACAUAUCUAUUUCAGAAAACGUGAGCUUAAAUUUUAAGGAAAAAAAAAAGAAAAAAAGGAAAAUAAUAAGAACAAGAAAUGAAUCUGCUUUAUGUGUUAUUUUUCGAAACGGAUCGGUUUUGAGAAUCUCUCAUUUCCCUGUCUCGGUGAGUGCACCUCCGAUCUCUAACCUCAGAGCGAUUUAAGGCGCAUGUCGUUUCAGCAACUCCAUGUCUAUAUUGGAUUUUUGAAGCUGGAUAUUCUUGUAGGAUUCAUCAUGAAGUGUGACCAUCCAUUUCCAGCCACAAGCUGGUGAAUAUGGAAGAACGGAAAGUUCAAAAUGGAACAUAUGAUGAAUAUGCUGCAAUGAUGGAAAAUUUCGGUGACAUGUCUCAAGGCUAUCAGAAGUCAUCUCUGUUGGAGUGGAUAAAUGAUUUGCUUCCUCAUCUGUGCUUGCCAAUUGAGGCCUCAACAGAGGAAUUGAGGGCAUCCUUGAUUGAUGGGACUGUUUUAUGUAGCAUUUUGAAUAAAUUAUGUCCUGGCUCACUUGAAAUGGUACCCAGUUCUGAUCCAGGUGUCACAAAUGUCAAAAGGUUUUUGGCAGCUGUGGAGGAAUUAGGUUUGCCGAGCUUUCAAAUUGUAGACUUAGAGCAGGGAUCUCUGGUGCCAGUUUUACAGUGCCUUGGUACACUUAGAGCGGCUUUUGAUUAUGGUGCUGGGGAAGAUAAAAACGGAUUUCACACAAGAAAGAGAUGGGAUUUGUCAGAGGUAGAAUCUAUAAAUGGAUUUGAUGGUUUACAAGAGGAUUUAUCUACGUAUGGACAAUAUGCUACCCAUAAAGAAGAAAUGCUAAGAAAAUUAGUUGGUACCGUUCUCCAACCUGGUCCUCGGGAUUCUGUUACAACAGACCUAUCAGCUACUUUUACCCAUCAGACUGCACAGAAAUUUCACGAGCUAUUGUUGAAACAAGGGUGCUAUGCUGAUCUUUCAGAUGCCAAGAUUUUGGAAAUCAUCAACUCAUAUAGUUUUGACAACACAUCAACUCAGUCACUCUGUAACGCAGUCAAUCAGAUUUUGGAAGAUAUCAUCCAAAGAAAAAAUGGUGAUCUUUCUAAUCGUGUUGCAUAUCUGCUGAGAAAAGUAAUGGAUGUGAUCCAGCAGCGUAUCUCAAAUCAAGCAAAGAACUUGAAAAAUCAUAACAAUCUCUUCUUGGCUCGUGAAGAGAAGUAUCAAUCAAAACUUAGAGUACUUGAAAGCCUUGCAUUAGGGACAACUGAAGAGAACGAGGUUGUCUUGGACCAGCUUCAGCUUUUAAAGUAUGAGAAAAUGAAGUUAGAGGAGAAGAAAAAACUUGAAGAGAAGGAUGUUGAGAAAAUAAGGGGAGAGAAAAAUCAAUUUCAAAAUGAGAUUUCAAGACUUAAAGAAGAACUAGAAUCAACCAUAAACAAACAUGAAAGUCAUUGUCUGCAGUUAGAGGAAAAUGCCAAGGAAGAAAAAAUUCAAUUGGAGCAGAAGUUAAAGGAAUUUGAGCAUGAAUUGAUAGAUUCAAGGAAAAAGAUGAAAGAAAUAGAGUCAUUCGCAGAGUCUAAAUUACGGAGAUGGAAAAAGAAAGAGCGUACUUACCAGAACUUUAUAAAUUUCCAGUGUGGAGCGUUGCAGGAUUUGAGGGCUUCAAUGGAGUCCGCAAAACAUGAAGUCUUGAAGACGAAAAGAAGUUACUCCGACGAGUUUAAUUACUUAGGAGUGAAGCUUAAAGGACUUGCGGAUGCUGCUGAAAAUUAUCAUACAGUUCUUGCUGAAAAUCGAAGAUUGUAUAACGAGGUUCAGGAUUUGAAGGGUAAUAUAAGAGUGUACUGUCGAAUAAGACCAUUUCUUCCAGGACAAAGUAAGAAACACACCACAGUAGAGCAUGUUGGUGAAAAUGGUGAAUUAAUAAUUGCAAAUCCCUCUAAACAAGGAAGCCACAGACUAUUCAAAUUCAACAAAGUAUUUGGUCCUACAGCUUCUCAAGAGGAGGUUUUCUUGGACACUCAACCAUUAAUCCGUUCUGUGCUUGAUGGAUAUAAUGUGUGUAUAUUUGCCUAUGGUCAAACGGGGUCAGGAAAGACCUAUACAAUGAGUGGGCCUAGCAUAUCAUCAAGAGUGGACUGGGGAGUCAACUAUCGUGCAUUGAAUGAUCUUUUUCAACUUUCUCAGAGCAGGAAGAGCUCCAUUGCUUAUGAAGUUGGUGUUCAAAUGGUUGAGAUAUAUAAUGAACAAGUUCGUGAUCUACUCUCGAAUGAAAGUUCCCAGAAAAGACUUGGGAUUUGGAGUACAGCCCAACCAAAUGGAUUAGCUGUUCCUGAUGCAAGCAUGCAUUCUGUUAAAUCAACUAAAGAUGUCCUAGAAUUGAUGCAUAUUGGAUUAAUGAACCGAGCAGUUGGUGCAACAGCACUCAAUGAAAGAAGUAGCAGAUCCCACAGUGUUCUCACUGUUCAUGUUCGUGGUACGGACCUGAAAACAGAAAGUAUUCUACGUGGUAGCCUACAUUUGGUAGAUCUCGCUGGCAGUGAGAGGGUAGAUCGCUCUGAAGCAACUGGAGAGAGGCUUCGGGAGGCACAGCAUAUAAAUAAGUCACUAUCAGCUCUUGGAGAUGUCAUUUUUGCUUUAGCACAAAAGAAUUCUCAUGUGCCAUAUAGAAAUAGCAAAUUAACUCAAGUACUUCAGAGCUCUUUAGGUGGUCAAGCAAAGACUCUUAUGUUUGUACAGCUGAAUCCUGAUACAGAAUCCUACUCUGAAACUAUAAGCACUUUAAAGUUUGCAGAGAGGGUUUCUGGUGUUGAAUUAGGUGCUGCACGGAGCAACAAAGAAGGAAGGGAUGUUAGAGAUCUUAUGGAACAGGUGGCAUCCCUUAAAGAUGUUAUUACAAAGAAGGAUGAGGAGCUUGAGCAGUUACAGAAGACUAAUGUCAAUGGUGUGAAGAGUAGUAUGAGCGCAACAAGAUAUAGGUCUUCAUCUCCAAGAAAAUAUUCAAUGGGGACUCCUCGACAGAACAAUCGUUUAUAUGGAGGGAAAGGAUCAGGGCCAAGUGAAAAAAAUUCUGAUAUGGACAACUGCUCAGAAUAUAGUGAGAAGCAUUCUGAAAGUGGUUCUCAGCAGUCAAUCGAAGACUUGAGAAAUCAGAAAGAAUUCUCCUCUCAGUUGAAGCUUUUAGGAGAUGCAAAUCAGAACUUAAAUGAAGACUUUGAUCUUUUGGGCUUUGGGGAUGCAGAUUCUGAGGAGAGAUUAAGUGACAUAUCUGAUGGUGGUCUUUCAAUGGGAACAGAAACUGAUGGUUCAAUAGCCAGUGUUGUGGAGUUCACUCUGUUCCCGGAAUCUGCAAAAACAUUUGAAAAUACAAAAUCUGAGAAUGCACAAACUGAACAAAGUAAAGCUGAGAAGGUACAAACUCAGAAAACUCCCACUGAGAACAAUCGACUGGAAAGAACACAAUCUGAGGUCAUGGAGAAGCCAACUAUACCAUCUAGGCUUCCAAAGCCUCCACAAAAGUCAUUGUCAGUGAAAUCAUCUCGAUUGUCACUGACCACCAGAAGUUCAUCCAAGGUUUUGUCAGGUACGUCAGGUGCUAAGAAGCCAACUACAGGCAGCUCCUCAGCCUCGAAAGCUGCCAAACGAUGGCAGUAAUUGGCAUUUCGGAUAGGAAUAGUCAUUAGACCUUUGAUUUUCUUUCUUUUUGCAUGGUGCACUGAUGCUAGGAACAUGUUAUAGUUUGUGUUUUGUAUUCCAGUUCUCUUCUGUUGCUUCCAUUUGUCUGAUAUUUGAAGAGGCAAUUGGAAACUUGUAAAAAUAUGUACUUCAAUGAUCAUAAUGUAAUUUGGUUCUCAUGAUUUAUAUAUAUGUAUAUUUACAUAUAAACGUUUAAGAUUA
Messenger RNA from Humulus lupulus (European hop), 3977 nucleotides. Its product is annotated as kinesin-like protein KIN-14J. Lineage: Eukaryota; Viridiplantae; Streptophyta; Magnoliopsida; Rosales; Cannabaceae. The record is from RefSeq and is a predicted model, not a curated record. The coding region runs from base 390 to 3734 and encodes 1114 amino acids. Gene Ontology annotation, molecular function: ATP binding; microtubule motor activity; microtubule binding. The transcript is spliced from 22 exons. Gene Ontology annotation, biological process: microtubule-based movement.